AUGGAGAAGGUGAUGGGUUUGGCGUCCGAAAACGGGCUGGUGAUCUUCAGCAAGAGCUCUUGUUGCAUGUGCUACGCCGUGAACAUGUUGUUCCAAGGGAUCGGGGUGAAGCCGGUGAUGUACGACAUCGACCAGGACCCGGAAGGCAGGGAGAUGGAGAAAGCCCUAAUGAAGCUCGGAGGCGCCGCCGCCGCCGGCCCCGUCCCGGCGGUGUUCAUCGGCGGCAAGUUCAUGGGCUCCACCAAUGAGAUCAUGUCCGCACACCUUAGUGGCCAACUUGUGCAGAUGCUCAAGCCUUUCCACCACUCUAUGUCUUAA
Molecule: messenger RNA, 318 nt
Organism: Linum tenue
Lineage: Eukaryota; Viridiplantae; Streptophyta; Magnoliopsida; Malpighiales; Linaceae
Source: the annotation of a GenBank genome assembly